CGCGACGCGUCAAAUCCAGCCGCUAUCGUCACACCAAUCCAGCACUGCGGGGCCGUCAAACCUCUGGACGACAUCACCUAGAGUCACCCAGAGGCCGCACCACGACACUGGUCCGGGACAAGAGGCAUCAAGGACUCGGCAGACACCAGACACUACGCACAAUGGCCGACCCUACAACAACCGAGCUUAACGAGCUGUUCGCCUCGGGCGGCAAGGGGCUCGGCGCCGACGUGCUCAGCGAGCUGCGGUCCAUCAUGAACCUGCACGAACUGUCGGCCCAGGACCUUUUCUUCAAGUGGGAAUCGUACUGCAUAAAGAUGGACAUGGACGAGAUGCGCCCGGCCUACGACAGCAUCCGCGCCUUCAAGCAGGACCUGCAUGACGCCCUCCAGCGCUCCAACCGCGCCCAGGCCCACGUCAAGUCUGAGAAGCGCCCUGGCGCGACCCCGCGCACCACGGCCAAGUCCACCGACGUCUUUGGCAUGCUCGACGGCCUCGUCCCCACAACACCCGGCUCCGGCAGGCUGGGCAAGUCCGCCGCCAGGAGCAGGCAGCUAGAGACGCCCUCCAUCUCCCGCCUCAAGGCCGCACACCCGCCCAGCUCGCCAGACAACGGCUCGCCCUCGACCCUAGAGGGCCAGCUGAACGCCCUCGGCGCACUAACCCCCUCAUCCUUCCACGACCGACAGAACCCCGGAGAGGUCAUUGAGGUCCUCAACGAAAGCCUGCCGGCUCCCGAAGCGCCCAUCGCGCCCUUUCCAGAGUCCCGGAUCAAGCUCACGGCCGCAUCCGACACCAAGAAGCUCGCGUACCGGCCCAUGGCCAUGAAGCUGUCCGAGGCCUCGGAGAUCCUCGACGACCGGAUAGAGGAUUUUGCCCAGCUCGUAAUGGAGCACCACAAGCUGGAGGAGUCGGCCUUUGGCAGCGCGGCGGACCAGAGCCCCACCGAGAUCAUCUGCGUCGGUCGCGUGGCGUCGGACGUGACCGAGGGCAAGCUCAACGCCGCGUCGCUCGUGCUCGAGACGUCGCGUAGGGGCGGCGGCGGCCUGCGCGUGCCCCUGAAUCUGCAGAGGCUGCCGGGCUACCAGUUGUUCCCCGGCCAGAUCGUCGCCGUGCGCGGCACCAACCCGUCGGGCAAGGAGUUCGCCGUGGCCGAGAUGCUCGAGAUGCCGCUCAUGCCCAACGCCGCCUCGACGCGCGAGGCCCUCGCCGAGCACCACCAGAGGCUGCGCGCCGCCGGGUCCGACGCCAUGGACUCGGACGACGGCGGCGGCGACCCGAUGCCGCUCAACGUCAUGUUCGCCUCGGGCCCCUACACGGCCGACGACAACCUCGACUUUGAGCCGUUGCACGCGCUCUGCGAGCGCGCCGCCGACACGUACGCCGACGCCCUCGUGCUCAACGGGCCCUUUAUCGACAUUGACCACCCCCUGGUCGCGUCGGGCGACUUUGACCUGCCCGACGACGCGUCCGUCGAUCCGGACGCGGCCACGCUCUCGACCCUCUUCAGGUACCUGGUCUCGCCCGCCCUGGCCCGCCUCGUGGCCGCGAACCCGCACGUCGCCGUCAUCCUGGUGCCCUCGGUCCGUGACGCCGUCGCCAAGCACGUCUCGUGGCCGCAGGAGGGCUUCGCGCGCAAGGAGCUCGGCCUGCCCAAGAGCGCGCGCGUCGUCGGCAACCCCAUGACGCUGUCCAUCAACGAGGCCCUCGUCGGCGUCUCGUCCCAGGACGUCCUGUACGAGCUCGGCAACGCCGCCCUGGCCGGUGGCCGCCAGCCCGGUGGUGGUGGCCAGCAGGACAAGUUUUCGCUCCUGUCCAGGCACGUCAUCGAGCAGCGCCACUACUUCCCCGUCUUCCCCCCACUCGACCGCAAGCGCCUGCCCAGGACGGGGACCGCCGAGGGCCUCGCCACCGGCGCCGUGCUCGACGUGAGCUACCUGAAGCUGGGCGACAUGGUCAACGUGCGGCCCGACGUGCUCGUGCUGCCUAGCGCGCUGCCUCCUUUUGCCAGGGUCGUAGAAAGCGUCCUCGUCAUAAACCCGGGCUACCUCUCCAAGAGGCGCGGCCCGGGCACGUACGCGCGCAUGACGCUGUAUCCGCACUCGGCGGCCGAGCUGGACGCAAAGGAGGGAAUGGUCGGGCACGACAUCUAUAAGCGGGCGAGGGUAGAAAUCACUAGGAUCUAAUACAAACAAAGCAUAAUGUGACAAACGUAAUAGUAUGGCUUCGAGUCUUGCAAUGUAUGGGGACCCGGCGUUUACAAGGCCCCGCCGUUCUCGAGUUGUAUAUGAAC
This is a messenger RNA of Gaeumannomyces tritici R3-111a-1, 2293 nucleotides long. RefSeq names its product DNA polymerase subunit alpha B. The transcript has 3 exons. Gene Ontology annotation, cellular component: alpha DNA polymerase:primase complex. The record is from RefSeq and is a predicted model, not a curated record. Gene Ontology annotation, molecular function: DNA binding. Gene Ontology annotation, biological process: DNA replication initiation; DNA replication. Bases 162 to 2186 code for a protein of 674 amino acids. NCBI's taxonomy places the organism in Eukaryota, Fungi, Ascomycota, Sordariomycetes, Magnaporthales, Magnaporthaceae.